Molecule: messenger RNA, 1572 nt
Organism: Carlito syrichta (Philippine tarsier)
Lineage: Eukaryota; Metazoa; Chordata; Mammalia; Primates; Tarsiidae
Gene: UBAP1L
Product: ubiquitin associated protein 1 like
Exons: 6
Coding region: 1-1287 (428 amino acids)
Biological process (GO): ubiquitin-dependent protein catabolic process via the multivesicular body sorting pathway
Cellular component (GO): ESCRT I complex
Molecular function (GO): ubiquitin binding
Source: RefSeq, a predicted model, not a curated record
AUGAGCACCCUUGAUGGUGUGCCCUUCAGGCUGCCCAAGGACUUUGUGAUGGGCACAGAGACUCUCCCAGAGCCAGAGCUCAGUGUCCCAGCCUGCAGAGAGCUUCUGCUGGGUUCUAUGCACGACUUCAGCCUGGAGCGGGGCGCGCUCUUCUGGGCCGAGGCCGCCGUCCGGGAUCCCUGCCCACGCCACGCCGGCGAGCCGGGGACGGCAUCAGCCCCUCCGGCCUGGCUCCUACUGGUCGGUCCCGAGCACGGACCGGCGCCUGUGGCCCCCGGAGACCUGAAGGCCGGGCCCCGCGGGAGGCCGGAGGACCAGGACGCGGAUGACACGGGCGACGCAGCGCCGGACCGCCGGGAAGAGCCGGGCCCCGGUGGCUUCCCGGGCAGGGCCGGGGCGCCCAGCCGCCGACCUGACCACAGGGGUGCUGAGCGGACGAAUGCGGAAUUAGCGGAUCAAGGCCGAGUUAGGGACCCUGGCUCGCAUCCAGGCCUUCCGCUGGGGAGCUGCCGGAGGCCAGGCCCCCGGAAGUUCAGUCCAGGAAUAGUCCCUGCACAGCCACUUCCUGCCAGACGCUGGGUUGGGCGAGAGGAGACCAAAACCACAGGACAAAGACGGCUGGCCGAGGGGCGUGGGGCAGCGUGGGUCCUGGCGUUGAGAGAGAAGGUCCACUGCAGGCUUGGAGGGCCCCUGGGUGGAGCAGCCGCGAAGGGAGGGCGUUCACAAGGAGACUCAGGCGCUUCAGUCGAAGACCCUUGGCCGCAUGUGUCGGUCUUUAAGGGGGGGGGCCUUCCAGGUGCUCCUGUGAUAACUGACAUGUCCAGCCUGUCUGUAUUUCAGUCCCUCAGCCCGUACACCUGCUUGCCACCUCUUCAGGGGUCACUCCAACCUCUCAACCUACACAAAUCACACUCUGAUGCUGCGGUUGACCUGCUGUCUGCUCUGAGCCAGGAGGAGCAAGACCUCAUUGGGCCAGUGGUCGCCCUGGGAUAUCCCCUACGAAGGGCCAUCAUAGCUCUGCAGAAGACAGGAAGGCAGAGCCUGAGUCAGUUUCUCGGCUACCUGAGUGCCUGUGACCGGUUGCUGCAUCAGGGCUACGAAGAGGGCCUGGUGGAGGAGGCCAUGGAGAUGUUCCAGUUCUCUGAGAGCCAGGCAGGGGAGUUCCUGCGCCUUUGGGAGCAGUUCAGCGACAUGGGCUUCCAGCAGGACCGCAUCAAGGAGGUGCUGCUGGUCCAUGGCAACUGCCGGGAGCAGGCCCUGGAGGAGCUGGUGGCCUGUGCCCCAUGACCACCAGGCUCCUCAGCGUCCAGCCCGCCAGCAUAGCCUGUAACCCAUCCCACUGCACGGUGAACCUGAGUAAAAAGCGGUGCUCGCUCAUUGCAAGACACGACCAGUGCAGGGGUGGGAGGAAAUCCCAAGAGGAUUCGUGAAUGUGCUGGAAGGGUAGCCAGGAUGGCAGAUGGAUGAGCGGGCAAGGAGCUGCAUUUCACACACUGCAUUUGACUCUUUAAGUUGUGUGUAUAAGUAACUCUGAUGUAAAAAAAAUUAAAUACAUGAUGGGCAGUUCCUUGA